Molecule: messenger RNA, 5978 nt
Organism: Dermacentor andersoni
Lineage: Eukaryota; Metazoa; Arthropoda; Arachnida; Ixodida; Ixodidae
Source: RefSeq, a predicted model, not a curated record
CGGGCUGAUGAAUCAACGAAAGAAUUAUGGUGGACAGUUGCCGGCUGUCGUGUUGCUGACAUUGCUGACACUGACGCUUGGUAAGGCGGCGGUAGCUCAAGCUGCCCUCUCCAUCGAGACCUUUCAGCUACCCAAAGGACCCGCACAAAAUCUCCUGUACGUCAAUCUGUCGCGAGGCUACGGUGUCGUGGUCGUGGGCGGAAGAAACACCCUCUACGCACUGUCGCCUGACUUAUCGCUCAGAGCGCUUUACAGUACGGGCCCUGAGAACGACAGCGCGCUGUGCCCACCUCAUCCUCUCCCGUGCGAACACAGUCGAAAUGUGACGGAUAACUACAACCGUAUCCUGCUGCAAAUCGGCACCGAACCGUCCAUUCUGGCCUGCGGGGUUACGUCGCAGGGAAUGUGCUCGAUUCACGACCCUUUUCUCAGCCCGAAUGUCGCGACGCCCAUGGACAAAAACCUGACAGACAACUACGUUGCUUCGAAGAAGAGCACCGUGGCCUUCUUCGGCACCGGGGAUGACGGGAGAAUGGUCCUCUUUUCCGCAUCGGCUCCGGAUGGCCGGCCUGCGGAGUACCGUCUUUUCACCGUGGCUGCCAGAGUGCUCAACACGUCGGGCUCCUUCAGAAUGCUUUCUCACACACGGGUGACCUCUGCGGACGGGAGCGAUAGGCUAAAGGCGGCCCAAACGCUUCGCUUUGUCUACGGCUUCAGCCACAACGGCUUCGCUUACUUCGUCGUAGUGCAGAAGGUGCAGAAGGCGUUUCAGUUCUUCUUCGAGACGCGGCUGGCGCGCGUAUGCGAGAACGACGAGUCAUCCUUCCGCACGUACGUGGAGGUACCCAUCAUGUGCCCCCCGGCGGACGGCGCGCUGUCGGCGGCCACCAGUGCCUACUUGGGGCCGUCGAAGUCUGCAAGCGGUGGUGGCACCGGUGAGAACGGCAGCACCGACUUUCUUGCAGUGGCUUUCGGAGGGGUUCCCGCCAGCAGGAUGAACUCAAACUACCUGAGACUGAGUUCGUCGAGUUCGGUGGUCUGCUUUUUCGAUAUGAAAAACGUUGAGGACAGAUUCAGGGAGACUGUCGAAAACUGCGACAAGGGAUGGUCGAGCGCGAGACUGUCGCACCUCUACCACAACGAUGGCGACAAUCUCAAGUGUUCCCAUCACCUGCUGCUGCGGGAUGAUUCAACACGGUUGCUCGCAUCAUUGGACCUGUCGAAGGUAUGUCGCGUAUUGGUCGGAGGCCGCAAGAUGCUGUGUCCCGGGACGUCGCUGCUCCAGUUCUCAGUGAUCAGCGAAGCCGAGUUGCGGAAGCACCGGUUUGCCGUGCCAGCGUUCAUCAGCUUCCUCAUGGACGGACUGCACCUGCCUCCCAUCCACCUCGGAAGAGGCGGAUACUUCAAGUUUGACUACUUGCCGACGUCUGAACUAGACAGAUACACCGAGCAGGAAGCCUCUGCUAACGUCCCACUGGCCACUACCCGAACGGAUAAUGCAACGUUCGCUGGUGUUAAACCAUGGUAUGGCCCAGCAGCUGGAGGAACUAACAUCACUCUCUUUGGAACAAACCUCGACACUGGGACAGAAAGAAGCGUGAUAAUCGGUGGAGGCAAAUGCACGAUCUACAGUCACUUGAACCAGGAGAUGCAGAUCGUCCUCACUAUAGAUGGCACGGACGUUCCUUUUAUUCCAAAAAGAAACCUGAGCUCCAAGUUCACCUACAAACCUGACCCCAUCAUCGACGACGUGACACCGAGGAGGUCUACUUUCAGUGGGAACUUCUCUCUUGAGGUUACGGGCGCCCAUUUGGACAGCGUGGCUCAACCUGCCAUCGUCACUCGAGUGAACUCUCUGAACCAAGAGCAGAAAGAGAACAUAAGAAAGGAAUGCCGUGUCGUAGAGGGAGGCGUCAAGAUGCAGUGCCCUGGCACUUCACUUAUGGAGUCAUCUGUUAUCAGCCCCAGCGAGUUGAAGGGACUGAACGACUCUGUUCUGGUGUGGAUCAGUUUCCAAAUGGAUGGGCUGCAUCUUCCACAGGCCAUCGACGGCGGCAAUGGACAUUUCACCUUCGUCUACCAACCAGAGCCACAGUUUAUGAGGUUUCCGGAAAUGGAACGUGGCGUCGACCCCAGCGAACUCGCAGUUGAAAUUACGGGAAACCACUUCGAACUUUUUAUGAUGGACGAUGAGCAUGUUCUCGUGCGUGUGAAUGGCUUGGACGACGCCUGCGAUGUCACCAAUGUCAGGUCGCACUCAAUUGUUUGCAAGAUGAAGCCUGGCGUUCUGGAACAAGAGUCACCUUGCGCGUUAGAAGUGGUGUACGCGGGACAGAGCUACCCGGUUGGUGCCGUCAAGCUGAUGACAGCUGAGCAGCCGGGUCCUCGCGUCGGUAUCAUCGCUGGCUCAACGGUGGCUACCGCGCUUGCAGCGGUGCUCACCGGCGUGGGAGUCCUUUUGUGCCGCCGACGACGUCAACGAGUCGAAGGCACCUGGCAAACCAGCUACGUCGUUAGCUUCGGCCAGCGUCACAACAAGAGCGACUCUCUGGCUAACGCAUCCAAUCGCUACUUUCGACAAGGCAACGUUGACGCCCAACAAGCACUUAUGGAGGCCCCAUUUGACAUAGAUGAAGAAACCAGAACGAUGCUUCAAAGAGAAAACUUACUCAUCGAUCGAGGGUGGCUUCACUUGGGUCGUGUCAUCGGGCAAGGUCACUUCGGUUGUGUCUACCGUGGGACUAUCAAACAAGACAAAGGUCAAGUUCAAGAGGUUGCAGUUAAAACUCUACAUAACAACUCUCGCGGUGGUGAAGUUGACAGCACGGCGUUCUUGGAGGAAGCACUCAUCAUGAAGGACUUUCACCACGUAAAUGUGCUUCCGCUCAUCGGGUUGAGCAUCGACAAGGUGGACGGCCUCAUGGUUAUCACACCCUUCAUGAAAUACGGUGACCUGCUGUCCUACAUACGAGACGACAGAAAUACACCCACAAUAAAACAACUGAUAACAUUUGGAGUCCAUGUGGCCGAAGGUAUGAAGUACUUGGCUGAAACAAAGUUCGUUCACAGGGACCUCGCAGCUCGGAACUGCAUGCUGAGCGAAGACUUUAUUGUCCGUGUCGCUGACUUCGGCCUCUCCCGCGAUGUUUAUGAGAAGGACUACUACAGUGGGGAUAAUAAGAAGACUAAGCUGCCCGUGAAGUGGAUGGCACCAGAGAGCUUGGAGAAAGGGAUCUACAGUCCCAAGACCGACGUGUGGUCGUACGGAGUGCUUUUAUGGGAGCUGAUAACUCGCGGAGUGACACCUUAUCCUGAAGUGGACAACUGGGACAUCGUAGACUUCCUCAAACGAGGACGCCGGAUGAAGCAACCAAGCUUCUGCCCCGAUGAGUUGUACGACAUUAUGCUCAAGUGCUGGCAGGAGGACCCUAAAAAGAGACCUUCGUUCGCAAAGCUCGUCACAGAGAUCCCGAACCUCGUCGCCCGCCUCGAGAAGAAAAAGAGAAAUAAGCGACUCGGUUUGAACGUGACUUACAUCAACUGCCCACGCCCCCAGCCUGCCGAAGAGACCGGGUCAUCGACAGAAUCUAGCCCUAUUUAGACCACGUGUUCUGUUGACUGGGUUUCCUCCACCGCAGGUCAAUGUACGAAACAGCGUUCUCGUUCAAAGCGGAAAUUUUCAGCGCACUGGUUUACAACACUGCAACAACGCGAUCAGGUCAGAAGGGUAGUGCAUAUUUGGGAAGAGGACUAAACAAGAGUUCAAAAGCAAUAAGCUCCGCUCCCUGUAUCUUGUCGUUCUAUGUCCUGUGUCUACGCUGCUCUAGGCUAUAUAUUCAUUUAGAACGCAUCCUUCAAGAAGGGCGCUAUCCAUUACACGCAGGCUGAGGUAAAAAUCACUUUCAUGACCAAUACAUAGACAUACUUCGUUUAUCUGGUCGUCUGAUAAAGCUUAUCUGUUUCGUUCACUGCAAUCUCUUCAACACCGUGCAACACAUCACAUAACGCAUAACAGAUACAUCAGCGUGACACAAACGUUCUGUUAUCAUGAUUGCUAUCGUCUAGAAUCUCGUAUGAACGUUUCGCUUCUCUGUUCGUUUGCCGGUACGUCGUCUAGCGCGGACUUCUCUGGACAGCAUCAAGCCGGCUGCACUGAAAACCGUUUUCAGAAACGAAAAUACUUGACCAUGGCCAUGCGCCUCGAUGGCGUGAAAAGCAAAGCAAGUAUUACUACAGUUGCCCCAGUCGACAGGUCUGUACAGCCAUUUGAAGACUCCUUGUUCACCAUCACGUGUGUGCGCAACUGAUUCUCUUUAUUUCGCCUUCCUUCUCUUUUUGUCCCUUUAUCCCCUUCGCUCAGUACAGGGUAACAAACCAGACGUGCGUCUGGUCCAUGUUUUCUUUCUUCUUUCCGCUUCGUGAAAUAACAAACAGCCAAAAACAAUUUGCUGUUCCCGUCUCACCUCACGCGACAUGCACCUCAUGAAGCAUGUUGGAAGCAUGUCGGCUGCCAAGAAAUUUCAGGUGACACAUGCACUUACAAUUCACCGGCACUGUCUCGCGCCGAAAUGCUUUGUAACGGUAUCCCUGAAAACACCUUUAGCAUUCGCGAAGUUAGAGCAUUUCGAAGAGAACUCACAGCCUACUUUUCAUCCGAAGCCUUAAUUUUUAAGUCAUGUAUUUCUGUGCGCAUGGCCCAUUUCAUGUUGUAUUAUACUUGUUUAACGCGAUUCUUGUGGUAUGCAUUCACACAAAACGUUUGUUUUUCUUCAACGUCUAUACUUACAAUAUUGUUCUUAACAUCUAUGUUUAAAAAUUAUGGGGUUUUACGUGCCAGAACCACUUUCUGAUUAUGAGGCACGCCGUAGUGGACGUCUCCGGAAAUUUCGACCCCCUGGGGUUCCUUAACGUGCACCUAAAUCUAAGCACACUGCUGUUUUCGCAUUUCGCCCCCAUCGAAAUGCGGCCGCCGUGGCUGGGAUUCGAUCCCGCGACCUCGUGCUCAGCAGCCCAACACCAUAGCCACUGAGCAACCACGGCUGGUAUUAACAUCCAUGUUACAGCAUUAAGUUUGGUCUAACAUAAAAGCGACUCUAUUGUACUCUCUUCCCCUCACGGAAGUUAUAGCUCUUGCCAUUAUUAUCGGAAACGAUGCAAAUUUAUUACGCAAAACACUCACUUUUAUACAAAUUCUAGGGAUAGCUAGCUUUCUGUAUACGACUGACACAAGCUUUUUAUUUUCGGCGCAUACCAGUGUCCACGCUGCCACGGACCUUUAAUUCACCUACUUAGAUUGGAAUUGGCGUGUACAGGAAGCUAUUCCUUUAUCUGAUAAUUUGCGUAAAAGUAUAGUCACCUAUGGGAGCAUCCUCAUGACUCGUCCUCUUCACAAUUGCUAGAAGAGUGCUUUGAGUUCAACGCUCAGCGGUCUUGAUAACCGUUCUUUUAAAGAAGUACUUCGACCACGGAAUGAUUCACAAGUGCAAAUAAUAGUUCUGUAAGCUUUACUGCGAUUGUUCGCGAACAGUGACAUUGUAUACGGUUAUUUACACAUUUUUUUCAGGCUUCUGAUAUCAUAUCUUCACUAACAUGUUCAUUUGCGUGUCCACGUAUUUACUCACCGGUAUUUCUCAGUAUGCGUGGUUUGUCUUUAUUGUUCACCAUUCAUUUAUUCAUUGUGUAAGUUUCUGAACCCUUGCCUGCCUUUGUGACUUGCACUUAAAUUGCUUGCUCUUUUUUUCUGAACACGUCGGUCACAUUGUACAAAGUGCAUUGUCGCUCCCACUAGAUUGCUCAUUGAUUCACGCUCAUCGACGCUAAACAUUCGUCAUUUUGUGUAUAUCAGUGAGUUUUUCUUUGUUUAUCUAGUCAUGUAAUUUUGGUCUGCACUUUUAACAAUCAAAUGUUGUCAAAAAUCUGGCCGUAAAAGUGACCAACAUAUUUAUUGUCGCCAAAUAAAGGAACCUUAUGAAAAUAAA